Cantharellus anzutake is the source of this 1009-nucleotide messenger RNA. RefSeq lists its product as uncharacterized. The transcript is spliced from 9 exons. Bases 252 to 962 code for a protein of 236 amino acids. NCBI's taxonomy places the organism in Eukaryota, Fungi, Basidiomycota, Agaricomycetes, Cantharellales, Hydnaceae. The record is from RefSeq and is a predicted model, not a curated record.
AUCAAAAUGGGUUCACUGCCACUACAAUUCAAUCCCAAUCCCCAUACUGAAUUGUCCCUGACCUUGGCGAAACAUCUUCCAACCCAUCAAACAAGCCGGGGAUUCAAAUCCGAACCCGCACACGGAACGAGGAGGCUGUGGGACUAGUUGAAGUUAGACAAACACUGCCAGUCCCUUUACCGAACGGAAGCAAGUCCAGUCAAUCAACCAGAAGAAGUGCCAUCAAGAACGAGAUCACUUUGAUUUGAUUGAUGAGCACUGUCAUCCGAGAGAUCGCUCCAGGAUUGGUUACCUUUUCUAGGCCUUUUCGUCGUUUUGGAGCCCCCAUUGGUGGACGCUCGACAGCUAUCAGAUUGAGCUCGGGAGAUGUUUUCCUGAUUGCGUCUACGCAACUUGACCAGGCUACCAAGGAAACGAUCGAGAGUUUGGGAAAGGUCAAGUACAUCAUAGCCAUUGACGCUGAGCACACUAUUUUCGUCGAAUCGUACCAAAAUGCCUACCCAGAGGCGAAACUAAUAGGCGUCGAAACCCUCGACAAGCGGAAACCUCACCUCCGCUGGGACCAUCUAUACACCUCCAACAAUCCACCUCCCUUUAGCCAACUUCCUCCCGACAUCUCCACCCAAUUCUUCCCUUCUUUCAUCAACAAGGAUCUAGCCAUCCUCCACAAACCAUCACGCACGCUCCUCGUAGCAGACCUCCUUUGGAACCUCCCCGCUCGAGAACAGAACGGUUUACCCACCGAUUACAAGAAUUGGUUCCAUAGCCUCAUGAGCCCCGGAACAAGAUUUCAACGAGCGUUUCUUUGGCUUGCUUCGAUUAAAGAUGGAAAAGCCAUGAGCCGAGAUGCGAAAGUCGUUGAUGGCUGGGAUUUCAAUAGGAUAAUACCAUGUCAUGGAGACGUCAUCGAGACAGGAGGGAAGGAAGCGUGGCGGUCGACGUAUACCGAUUUUUUGAAAUGAACAUAGUGACAGUCGGUUUUUAAUUGGGAACUAGAAUUAGAAAGGGG